This is a messenger RNA of Caenorhabditis sp. 36 PRJEB53466, 2162 nucleotides long. The record is from the annotation of a GenBank genome assembly. Lineage: Eukaryota; Metazoa; Nematoda; Chromadorea; Rhabditida; Rhabditidae.
AUGCCUUUGAAGAAACAGUUGUUGUUCCGUCUGGCUCAACCAAAAGACAAAGAAAAUAUCAUCCAGUUUCUGAUGGCUCACUUCGCGAAGGAAGAGCCCUGCGCCAGAGUGAGAUUGAUCCGUUUCAGCGUGAGUUCAUUCCAGUAACUUCAGGCUCUGAAUCUGACUCCGGACAUUUCCCACGGUGUCUUCUCGAAUACAGUAGAUCGAUGUCUCAGAUUUCCGUUCUCCACUAUCGUGACUCAACCGAAUGGCCAACUGACUGCGUGCCUCCUAAGUUCAGUCUGGAAUCGGACUGAUCCGUUGGAAAGCGCCGACUUUUAUUCGGAGAAUAUUCCAGAACACUCUCAGUUGUUUCGUGAGAAUUACCUUCUGGGGCCUCGUAAUUUUAACUUUACUUUCAGUCCGUUUCUUGAACAAUGCACAUUCCAACUUUUGGAAUUUGGCUCCGUCGCAUAUCGAUUCAGUGAUUCACAGGUUUGACCCUCCCCUUGGGAUCAUCUUAGCAUACAUUUAUUUUCAGAGAAAUCGGAAGUGUUGCACUGCCAUUCCAAAGAGCGGGAAUAGCAACGAGGCUAGUAACCGAGAAUAUGACCCAAACCAACUUGAAAGUGAGUUCUCUUCCGAUCUCUUCCCCCUAUCUGAACGUCUUUUUUAGAAAUACAAGAUCGGCGGAGUCAUUUCGGAAACCACUUCCCUCGCCAAUCAGAUUCUGCUCGAGAAAUCUGGAUUCAAGGUUCUAGUUCAAGGUUAUAGUCCUCUCUAGUUAUACCAGUUUCAGUGUCUGAAAGAAAUGCCCUUCUCGGAUAUUGUGGACUCGAAAGGCAGACAAGUUCUUCGGCUGGACGACGGAACCACCCAUCUCCGUCUGAACUUCAAGCCCAUCGAAGACUACGAUAACUUGCCCGAGUGAUGUCACUGCAACUGAAAUGUUUACUUGUUCAAACUUCUGAUGCAUAUUUCCGUAAACCAAUUCCUAGCGAACGAGAUUCCUCCGGAGAAAUUCCUGUUCCACUGUCUGAAAUAGAAUUGCAAACAAAUCUGGGACAACCGAACUUCAUUCGAGUUUACUGGGGUUUUCAAUACGUUUGCAUUCCUCAACUGGGUCAAGAAUGUCUCCCGAUUAGUACAUUCAUCUCGUAUUCGCGCCGUGAAAGAAGUUGUCCAACGUGCACACGCAGCAGUCACCAUCAACAAUGGAUGAACAAUAUUCGAAGCGAUUCCGUUUGAUCAGCUGGCUCUGCGUCUCUUCAAUCCUCGCACUGUUUCCGCGAAAGGGAAGUGCGGGGAUGAAGGGGGAUGAAGUGGAGCGGAGGCACAAAACGUUUUUCGAGUUAGUUUCAUGAUUGAACAUUUUUCGCUCGUGAAAGGCCCUGGUCACUUGUUCCAAAUGUUGUCGGUUUCACAUACAAUUCUUCUUCGACUGAAAUCACAUAAAAUCUGAAAAGAAUGAACGCCAUAAACAUCCAUUGCCCUCUACAUUAUCACCGCUCUCUCUCUUUCUCCGUUCUUUCCGUUUGUUUCCCCCGACGGCCGUUCGAUUCCUCGGUUUCCCACCCGCUCUUCUCCGCUCUUUUCCCAUCUUUUAUCGAUGGUUCGACCCACUUUCGUACGCAUUAAGUUGCCUUCCCGACCCGCUCCGAUGGCGGAUCAACCUCCGACACCGGGCCCACCGCCGCCCCCGCAGUCCGUCAGGUCCACUUCGAAGGCCCCGCUGCCAGGUACACGUCGAUCGAUUUGGAGAAUGAAAUACCCGAAAUGUACAAGUGAGUUUAUUGCUUUCCAGCUGAGCAUACACAACACAAUUCUCUUUUCAGCACUUCUCUCAAUCCCGCUAUUCACGACCCCGACAUGACCAUGUUCUUCAACCGAAAUGCGCCGCCGUUUCACACAAACUACGCGAAGCGACACAGUCCGCCGCCGAGCUAUUCAUCAAGAUCGAGUGAGUUUUGAACGGAGACGACAAGAUGAACGAACGUCGUUGUUUUGCAGAACAAGGAAGUGUCUCCUCGUCGUCGAGCACAUCGAAGAGCCGAGUUUCCCGCCGCAACUUCUUCGUCGGCUGCUUUCUCUGUGUCUUCAUCGCCGCGCCCCUCGUCUUUCUGCUCGUCUUCUACCUGAUUCCUCGAAUUGUCGUUAUCGACCGUCCGUUGAGAUUCUAA